Cooperia oncophora is the source of this 507-nucleotide messenger RNA. NCBI's taxonomy places the organism in Eukaryota, Metazoa, Nematoda, Chromadorea, Rhabditida, Trichostrongylidae. The record is from the annotation of a GenBank genome assembly.
AUGACAACUCUUGCGGAGAAGAGAAGUCUGGCGUUGGCAAAAGCGCAAGCCUUCGUCAGGAAAAGAAAAGCAGAGGCACCACUGAAAAGCGAGAAUGGUGAUGAAAAGGAAACGAAUCCCGAGGACGAAAAUCCUAUUCGACCCAGUUCGUUCGGGCUCCGACCUCACUUCUCAACGUACGGUUUUCACAUUGUUGUUAUGAUAACCACAUGUUUUGUUCGACGUUUGCAGAAUCUGCGAUUUUUCGGAUGUUCGCUAAUACAGGAAGGUGCAGUGCUGUUGAAAUUGCCUCAGGUUGCCGCUGCUACUGGACAAAUAUUAUUCCAGCGAUUCUAUUAUCUUAAAAGCUUCCUUAAAUUUAGAUAUGAGCACACUGUGAUGGCGUGCCUGCUUCUUGCCUCAAAAAUUGAGGAAGAACCACGCCGAACCAGAGAUGUGUACAACACUUUCUACCGUUUAGAACAGCUUCAUAAGCUGAGGGAAUCAGGACGAGUCAUCAACGAGUGA